This is a messenger RNA of Mytilinidion resinicola, 1050 nucleotides long. Its product is annotated as multi protein-bridging factor 1. The record is from RefSeq and is a predicted model, not a curated record. Gene Ontology annotation, cellular component: nucleus. Bases 110 to 592 code for a protein of 160 amino acids. Gene Ontology annotation, molecular function: DNA binding. The transcript has 2 exons. NCBI's taxonomy places the organism in Eukaryota, Fungi, Ascomycota, Dothideomycetes, Mytilinidiales, Mytilinidiaceae.
UCGCUUCACCAAGACCACUCUCCCCGACCGUUCUACCACACAAUCUCAACCCACCUCCGAUCCCCAACGUCCCCCACGUCCCCCACAGUCCCAACCCUCCGAUAACAUCAUGUCUGACGACUGGGAAUCCGUUACCAAGAUCGGCAGCCGAACCCGUGGCUCUGGCGCAGGGCCCCGCGAGACUGUCGUGCGAGGAAAGGGUGCGCUGAACGCCGCCCAGAGGAGUGGGGCUAUCGUUGCUACUGAGAAGAAGUUCGGUGCUGGGAAUGCGGCCACCAAGCCUGCAGUUGAAGGCCAGCACCUCACCAAAGUCGACCGCUCCGACGACAUCGUGAAGCCCAAGACCGUCGGCGUCAGAGUCGGCGACGCCAUCAAGAAGGCCCGGUCAGAGGCGAAGAAUGACAAAGGCGGCACCAUGACCCAGAAGGACCUCGCGACCAAGUGCAACAGCACGCCCACCAUCAUUGCCGACUUCGAGCGGGGCACCGCUGCGCCGGACCAAAAGCUAUUGGGGAACAUGGAGCGGGUGCUGAAUGUCAUUCUGCGGGGCGACAAGAUUGGGGACGUGAAGUUCCCGAAGAAGAAGACCUAGGCGGGCACAUGCUAGUGCUGGGUUUUCAUGACAUCGGUAUCUCACUGCCUGAUAGUGGCAGGCGAGUUGACGAGACAGUGGCUUUAGCGGGCGUUUGGGCACAAAGCUCGGGACCAAUCGAGGCGUAGUCGAUGAGGCUGCUCUUUCUCUGAUGUCGAUUUCAUAGACUUCUUGGGUUAUGCAUGCUCAUAGGAAAUGAUCACGAUUUUGGCGUUGACCUAGUUGCUCCUCUGACAAAGCGCUUGCAACCCGUCUUAGUUUAUGGACCACCUUGACGAGUAUACGUGAGGCUUUGUUACUCUUACACUGGCCAAAUGAACACCAUUCUGUUUCCUUGAUGACUACUCCACGUCCUCCCGAUGCUCCGCAAUGAGCUGAUUCUUAAUAUCCAAAUCCAUCUCCAUCUUUUGCUCAUCAGUUGCAUCUGUCAAAUGCACGACGACGGGAUCUCCAAACAG